Messenger RNA from Elgaria multicarinata webbii, 4305 nucleotides. RefSeq lists its product as uncharacterized. The transcript is spliced from 14 exons. Gene Ontology annotation, biological process: actin cytoskeleton organization; muscle cell development. The coding region runs from base 151 to 3717 and encodes 1188 amino acids. Lineage: Eukaryota; Metazoa; Chordata; Lepidosauria; Squamata; Anguidae. Gene Ontology annotation, molecular function: actin filament binding; phospholipid binding. The record is from RefSeq and is a predicted model, not a curated record. Gene Ontology annotation, cellular component: cell projection; cell junction; Z disc.
GAAUGCUACCUGGUUCAAAUAUCUGAUGAGCCCAGAAGGAUUCUUGAAAUACUAGAGGCUUGGAAGGAUCUUCAAAAACUGGUGUUGGGAAAUGCAGUCCAUGGGCAGCAGGCCGUUCGCUUGCGGCAAUUUUUUCAAGAUUAUUUGGCCAUGAUCUCCUGGACAGAGGAUACCCGGGCACAGAUCUUCUCGGAGAGUCUGAGCUCCCGUGGUCUGUCGGAGGCCCAGUGGGAGGAGCUGGAAAAUAAUAUGGAGACUAAGUUCAAGGAGUUCAAGGAGCUGGCGGCCGCAGGAUGGGAGCUCGUGGCUGACGAGCACUACUUGAGUGAGACAAUAAAGGAGCGAAUUGAGGAGUUGCAGAGCAUGCUGGGAUGGGUGAUGGUUCGAUGGCGAGCCCAGAGCACCCAGAAGGAUGAUGGCAGGGAGAUUCACAAUGGCAGCCCGGACAUGCCCAAGAACUGCCAGAUAAAAGUAAUUCCUGAAGCUAGUGUCCCCAAGGCGGAAGGUAUCCUGAGCUCCGGUUUGUCUGAAAGGCCGCCUGUCACUGUAGGCUCGCUCCAAAUUGGUUCCGCAACAGAGCAAGAGAGUGAAUCGGUUUCCACUGCAAUCCUCUCUAGCCUAGAUGUUCUUCCAGUGCAGAAUCAGAGCUUGGAAGAAUCAGAAAGCCACGUGCUCAAGGAGAUGGGCAUCCCCAAGGAGACUCUGGUCUUAGAACCGUCAGAGACCCCAGUGCUGUUGAUACCACAGCCAGCCCCGGGAAGCCUGGGUGGCACCGUGAACUUGAUCUUGAGCAUUGGGAAGAAAGGGGAGAGAGAGGCUCUGGGAAGCCAGGCAGGAGCGUCGCCACCAGCGGGACAGGAGGCCGUGCACAAGCUCCCUGAAACUAAAUCCUCGGGCUGUAAAACUUUCUGGAAACGUUGCCAGGGGCUUUUAGGAAAUACUCUGGGUAGUUUAAAGAGAAAGAAAAGGCCGCCCCGCCAGCAUGCCAAAGAGGUGAGCACCUAUUUGCAUGUGAAGGAGAAAGAUGGAGAUGGAGGAGCAUCCCGGGGAAGCUCAACCUCCAUGCUACGACCUGCACCUAAGCAGCUGCCACCCACGGCGCCUUCUCGCUCGCUUCCUGGCACUGGACGUGGCCCCAUAGCCUUCCACACCUUGCCCAAGAUCAGCUCCAGCUGUUUCUUGCGGAGCCUGGCUAGAACAGGCAACGUGAAGGCAGGCGAUGCCGAACGGCUCACCUUGCAAGGCAUCAUGGGAGCAGAAGCAAAUGAUCCGCAGCCUGUGCCAGAGGGAAAGCCUAGCACCAGUAGCACCUGGCCUCCCAAGUGUAGCAAGAGGGCCCAAGGUGUGCAGGCCCUGGGCCUACCCUGCAGAGAGCUGAUGGACUAUGUGAAGAACCCCUUGGCAGGGGCUAUUGAUACUGAAUGUGACUCAGUAGAAGACGCAUCAGGAUGGCGCAUGUUCCUGAGGCAGAGUGAAAGUCUCAACAGUUCCUUGUCACCCUCAGAGAAGAUCCACACAUGCCAGCGUCUUCCUCUAGGUUCUGUCCUGAGCCUGGAGCUCCCUAAGGAUCCCACUGUCCUAAGGAAUGUCCGUGAUACCAUCAGGGUAGCAAGGGAUGGAGCAGCAGGAAGGAAGGGAUUAAGCCAGGCUCACCAAGUGGCUCUGGGUAGCACUGAUGGGGCAAAAGCCCAGGAGAAUGGGACCGGCCUGCAGAAGAGGGCCCCAGGAGGGCAGCCAGCCAUGCACCAAAGGCCCAUCCAGGCUGAGGAUGCCCAGCGUAUGUACCCCAAGGAUAAAGGAGGUACGUGGUUUGAAGAAGUGAGCAUCAACCCUGGCUACGGCAGCCAGAAGGCCUACUUCAUUGCUCCUUGUGAAGCAGGCAGGCAAAGCAGUCCCAAUGAUGACUUCCUGGAUUUCAAGCACAACCGGCUGUCGCGUAUCAGCAUCCUGCACGAGCAGAUAGGCUGGGAGUGGGACAAACUAGCUGCCUCGUUGGGUACAACUAGCAGCUCCGGCAAGGUGCAGGCAAGAGAUCCAACGGAGCGCAAAGCCAAAGUCAGAGAUGCCUCUCGGGGGAAGCUGAUGCCCUCCCCUGCUAAACACGCAAGUGGUGUGGAUGCGGUUUCCCCCACAAGUAGAGCGAAGGGCCCACCCAUCAACAAGAUGCCAGAAAAGGGCAGUCCCCCCUCCUUACUCCGCCUGGGACUCAAAUCACCCACCAAGCUGCCUGUGUUUGAAGGCAUCCCGGGCUCCUCGGAGCAAGGCCCUCUCGUCCCAGCUCCAGGAGGAAGGGCAUCCGAAGGAUCAACGUUGCAAGACAUGGCAGAGGUUUGCCACCCUGCCCAUGAGUUGUUUGAAGAGGAGGAAGAGGAGCUGCAGGCCAUAUGGAGUAAUGUGGAGAAGCACAAGAGGAGCGCAGGUCUUUGUGGCAGCCCAGUGAAGAAGGCGGACAAGGUGCGAAGCCCAGAUAGCUCGGGCGGAAAACUCAUCCUGACGUCAGCAGAUAACUUGUUGGUAGCCAAGUUCAAACUUCCCGCCUCUGCCCUGCUGCUUCAGAACUCAGAAGGAGAAAGCAGGACCAGCAAUGGGCUGGAUGGGAAGAGCAGUCCACGUCAGUGCUGGGCAUCCGUGCCUUCUUGUGAGGAACCACCUGAGGGGGCAGAGCCUUUGCCCGUGGGGUCACUACAAAGCAGCUGCCCAGUGGACCAGCAGAAGCUCCAAGGGGAGGACAGAAUUCUUGGCAAGAUUCCUCCCAGUAAACUGGAGCUUCAGAUGAUGGAAGGCUCUCUGGAAAGGAAGCAUCUCCUCCAAGCAGGAGGCAGAAAGGCAAACUGUCGUUCCUGGAAUACAUUCCAUACAGUACUGAUGAGACAAACUUUGUGUUUCUACCAGGACAAGAAAGACACUGUCAAGCAGAGCUCCGUGACAGCCUUGCCACUGAACCUGUCUGGAGCUGUUUGCUCCCUAGAAACAGAGUACACCAAAAAGAACAACUGUUUCACACUGCGGUUGAAGGAUGGCUCCAAAUAUCUCCUUCGAGCUCCAACUGAGUUCCUCAUGAAAGAGUGGAUUACCAAAUUGCAGCAAAACUCUGGUUUACCUGAAGUGGAUUAUUUCCAGUCGGCUUCCCAGACCGCCCAAGGGACGACCUCUGCAGUUAGUGUGAUUCCCGGCCGUGGCAUCUCCUCCCACUUCCUGGGCCUUCCUCAGCCCCUUACAGUCAAGAGCCAGGAGGCCCUGCUUCUGCCCAGGUCCAGUGUCAGGCUGCAGUUGCCGUACAAUACUCAGGACGAUCCACUGGAUACAGCAGCAGUGCAGACAGGAAACACCCACAGAUCCACUGCCAUUCCUACCACAGAGCACGGUCUGAGGCCCUGCUCACCGGCAGAGUCUACAAGGUCAAAAGACCCUCAUAUCUGCCAGGAAGAGGACUGUGGGCUGGUGACAAACAAGAGGCGGUCCUAUUCCUUUACCUCAGCUACAUACCAGAAGAUCACACCUUUGUCCGUGUCCAAGGAACCCCUGAGGAUUGGCAGCAGCUACUCAGUCACACUGUACAUCGGAGAACAGGCCCCUGCUCCCCCCCGACCUCGCUGCCAUUCCUUUAUAGCCGCCCCUGGUGGGUCCCGAGAGCCCUUGGGCGACAGAAGCCAAGGCGCCUCGCCUCGCCAGAAGAACAAAUCCGUCUUCAGAAAGUUCUUUGGAAAGAAAGACUGAUCUAGCAGCUCAUUCCCUUGAAAACAAGAAAUGCGUGGUUGUACACAGGCACUGAACAUUUCCUUGUUAGAUUGAGCCUGAUGGCUACAAAUGGGCACUGUUGCCUUGCCCCUGCCCUUGAAGGUUGCUCUCUCCCCAAAGGCAGGAGGAGAGAGGCAUGAGGGGCAGCCUGUGCUCCGUGAAACAGCCCCUUCGGCCUCAGCUCUAAACUUCACCUACUCAACCCUGAUAGGGCAGCUGCUCUAGAGAGCACUAGCUGAGUGUGUCAGAGGCCUUUAGCAGGGCAAAGAAGCCCCCAUUCAUAUUGCGGCAGGGUGGCGUAUUCCAGCCACUUCAUGGCCUUCCUGUGGGCAAAGCGCAAUCUUCCUUUUACGUAUGAGCCUAUGGAGGAUAACAGGUCAAUACAUUCCCAGGCACAUAUGUAUUAAUACUGUAUUUGUAUUCAAAGGGGUAGGGUGGGGGUGGACAGGGAGUCAUAUUUGCUUCAUUGCCUUCCUAACACAUUUGCAUGAUUCAUGAUGGGAUCAAAAAGGAAAGCGUUUCCUUGGAACUAAUUAUCCAGGUGAUGGGAUUUUACACAGGCAUGGG